CACUGCUGGGGGACUCGGGGGGACCUUCUGCUGCACGUCACUGCCAUCGCUGGGGUUUCUGUUUUAUUUUACUGGAGGGGUAAGGGGAGGGAACCAAACCCAACAUGGUGUCUCCAUGUCCUCUGUUCCCCUUAUCCCCCUUCCCCCUUCUGUCAUCUCAGUAGGAAUCGGCUUUUCUUACCCUGCCCAGAGCUUUGUUUCUCCUCAGACUCACACAAGACUCCAGGAAGGAAACCAGGAUGGAUUACAGCUCAUUCAGUGGAGUUCCCCGGUUCUUGACCCGGCCUAAGGCGUUUAUAGUGUCUGUGGGGAAGGAUGCCACCUUGAGCUGCCAGAUCAUUGGAAACCCCAUCCCAGCUGUGAGCUGGGAAAAGGAUAAACUUCCAGUCCAGUCUGGGGGAAGGUUUAAAACCACAGAAGAUGGGGAUCUCUAUCAGCUAACCAUCUAUGAUCUGAGCCUGGAAGACAGUGGCCAAUACAUCUGCCGAGCCAAGAACACCAUUGGUGAAGCUUUUGCAGCUGUCAGCAUCAAAGUUGGAGAAGAGACCACAGUAACAGAGUCAGCCCCAUACUUCAUCCAGAAGCCCUCCUCCAUCAAAGUAACACUGGGAGAAGAUGCCAUGUUCAAAUGCAAAAUCCAGGGCAGCCCUCCUCUCUACGUGAACUGGGAGAAGGAUGGCAAACACGUGCGGAACCGGGCUGAUGCUGGGCGCUUCCAGAUUGAGUCUGCUGGGGAAUCAAACGCUCUCACCAUCCAGUGUGCCCGGCUGACGGACAGUGGCACCUAUACCUGUCGGGCAGAGAACCCCAUCGGCUCUGCCAGUGCUUCGGCUGCGCUGGUAGUGGAAAAACAGGGCUCUUCCAACCCGGGCAGCAGCAGCCACUUCGACACCAGCUGCGGCAAGUCGACGUCCUUGUUGUCUCACUUGCAAAAGAGGCGGGAGGAGAUCAGGAAGAUGGACAUCUCCCAUGGAACUCUUGAUUCGAUGUCUGCCCAGUCUUACUCCAUGGCAGAAGGGCUGUCUAGCAUUGGCUACAGCCUCUCCCGGGAUUAUGAGAGGGCUGCAGGACUCACCACCAAAGGGGCUCGCAAUGCAACUUUUGGGUCAUUGACACGUGUGUGCAGUGUGACGGAGGGGAAGCACGCCAAGCUGAGCUGCUAUGUGACGGGUGAACCCAAACCAGAGAUUGUGUGGAAGAAGGACAAUGAAGUCAUUGUGGAAGGACGGCGGCAUGUCAUCUAUGAGGAUGAUCAGGAGAGCUUUGUGCUGAAGAUCCUUUUCUGCAAGCAGAUAGACAAUGGGCUGUACACCUGCACGGCCUCCAACCUGGCAGGCCAGACGUACAGCUCUGUGCUUGUCACCGUCAAAGAACCCUCGAUACCCUUCAAGGAAAAACUGAAGGAUCUUGAAGUGAGGGAGAAAGAAUCUGCCACCUUCCAAUGUGAAGUGCCUGUUCCUAGUACAGAGACGUCUUGGUUCAAGGAAGAAACCAAACUCCGGCAGAGCAAGAAAUACAACAUCGAAGAAGAGGGCACAUAUCGCCGCCUCACUGUCCAGGACAUCACUGCAGACGAUGAUGCUGUCUAUAUUUGUGAGAUGAAGGAAGGGAGCAGGACCAUCGCGGAGUUGUCUGUCCAAGGGAACAUCAUUAAGAAACUUCCACGAAAGACUGCGGUCUUCUUAAAUGAUACAGCCAUCUUCUGCGUGGAGCUGGACAAUGACUGCCAGAAUAUUCGAUGGCUGAAAAAUAAAGAAGAAGUGAAAUCCAGUGAUCGAAUCUCCAUCACACGCUCUGGCAAGCAACAUACCAUGAUCAUCCGAGAGUGUAAGAUGGAAGAUGCUGGUGAAAUUGUCUUCCUGGCUGAUGAAAGCAGGACUUCUACCCAGUUCACUGUGACCACUCCCAAAAAACCUCCCACCCAACCCCCAUCUGACCCUGUAGUGAAAAAUAAAACAGAAACCUCAGUGACGCUAGUAUGGUCCCCUCCGAAGAUGGACCGACCCAUUCCAGUUGAUGGCUACAUCGUGGAAUGCAAGAAACUAAGUGGCUUAACCUGGGUGAUGUGCCAUGAGUCUCAUGUCACUGUCUCAGAGUAUACUGUAAGCAACCUGUUGGAAGAGGCUGACUAUCAGUUCAGAGUGUCUGCAGUCAACGCCUAUGGACAGAGCCCCUACUUGGAGUUCCCAGGGAGCAUGCACCUUGAACCAGUCCCAGCUGUGAAAACACCCCUGACAACUGUGGAAGUUGUACCUGGAGGAGAUGCUGUGUUUACUCUUGACCUUACAACAACAUGUUCCGGCACUUGGUACCUUAAUGGUAAAGUCUUACAGGAAAGUGAGACCUACAUCAUUAAGAGAACCCAAACUACUCACACCUUAAUCAUAAAAAAUGUUACCAAGAAUGAUGAUGGAGCAGAAGUGAAAUUUGUUGCCAAUAACAUUAACACCAGCACCAAGAUGAGAGUGAAAGCUGCUGCAGUGAGAUUUACCAACAAGAGCAGAGACGUAGAAAAGGUCUCUGCUCGGCUGCGGGAGGAAGCCAAACUUCAGGCUGAGCUUUCAGACACAGACGCUACUGUGAAGUGGAUGAAGGAUGGCAAAGAGCUUAAGGCCAGUGAAAAAUAUGAACUCCAAACUGUGGGGAAGAAGCACAUCCUGAAAAUUCGCAACGCUGCAACAGAGGAUGCUGGAGUUUACGAGUGUAUCUGUGAAGGGGACAAAAUGCUCUAUCGGCUUUCAGUGGAAGCACUUGCAAACUUCAUAAACAAAGAAAAAAGUGGAGGAGUUAUCAGGGCCAUCACUGGAAAACAGGUUGAAUUGGUUUCCGAGACCUCUGAGCCCAACGUCAUGGUUAAGUGGUACAAAAAUGGCAAAGAAAUUACAGCCGGCAAGAAAUUCACUUUGGAAGAUAAAGGAAAACUGCACAAGCUUGUGGCAUCAGCCGUGACGAAAGAAGAUGAAGGAACAUAUACAUGCAAAAUUGGAGAUGACACUCUUACUUUUGAUUUAAAAGUCUCAGAUGAAACUGUUAAUUUUGUCAACAAGCCCAAAACAACCCCAGAAAUAUCAGUCAAUUCUUCUGACAACCUUGAGCUGGUAUGUGAGGUGUCCGCUGCAAGUGGAGUUGUGGUAUGGAAGAAGGAUCAAAGAGAAGUGAAGCAGGACCAGAGGACAACAGUUGUCUCCCAGGGGACACACCGCAAGCUCAUCAUCAAGAAGGUGACACAGCAAGACCAAGGGAGCUAUACCUGUGAAACGAAGGAUGACAGAACAACAUUCCAAGUCAAAGUCAGAGAGACAGAAGACGUGUUUACAAACACGGACAAGGUACAAAAAGAGGUGAAAGCUCCGCUAUCAGAAAAUGCCACACUGAGCUGUGAGGUGGCUCAGGAGAAGACUGAUGUGAAAUGGUACAAGGAGGGGAAGCUGAUCACAUCCAGCAAGAAGUUCAAGGUGGAGUCAGAAGGCAAAUCGCGUCGCCUGGUGGUGGGUCAGCUGGAGAAGAAAGAUGCUGGGGAGUACAGCUGUGAGGCUGCUGGCCAGAAACUGACCUUCAAGAUCAGUGUCACAGAAGCAGAAGAUGCGUUUAUCAACAAAGACAAACUGAAGAAAGAGGUGAAAGCUGCGCUAUCAGAAAAUGCCACGCUGAGCUGCGAGGUGGCCCAGGAGAAGACUGAUGUGAAAUGGUACAAGGAGGGGAAGCUGAUCACCUCCAGCAAGAAGUUCAAGGUGGAGUCAGAGGGCAAACUGCGUCGCUUGGUGGUGGGUCAGCUGGAGAAGAAAGAUGCUGGGGAGUACAGCUGUGAGGCUGCUGGUCAGAAACUGACCUUCAAGAUCACUGUCAUAGAAGCAGAAGAUGCAUUUGUCAACAAGGAGAAGGUACAAAAAGAGGUGAAAGCUGCAUUAUCAGAAAAUGCCACGCUGAGCUGUGAGGUGGCUCAGGAGAAGACUGAUGUGAAAUGGUACAAGGAGGGGAAGCUGAUCACAUCCACCAAGAAGUUCAAGGUGGAGUCGGAAGGCAAAUCGCGUCGCCUGGUGGUGGGUCAGCUGGAGAAGAAAGAUGCUGGGGAGUACAGCUGUGAGGCUGCUGGCCAGAAACUGACCUUCAAGAUCGAUGUCACAGAAGCAGAAGAUGCGUUUAUCAACAAAGACAAACUGAAGAAAGAGGUGAAAGCUGCGCUAUCAGAAAAUGCCACGCUGAGCUGCGAGGUGGCCCAGGAGAAGACUGAUGUGAAAUGGUACAAGGAGGGGAAGCUGAUCACCUCUAGCAAGAAGUUCAAGGUGGAGUCAGAGGGCAAACUGCGUCGCUUGGUGGUGGGUCAGCUGGAGAAGAAAGAUGCUGGGGAGUACAGCUGUGAGGCUGCUGGCCAGAAAUUGACCUUCAAGAUCGAUGUCACAGAGCCAGAAGUUGUAUUUACAAACAAGGAGAAGGUGCAGAAAGAGGUGAAAGCUGCGCUAUCAGAAAACGCCACGCUGAGCUGUGAGGUGGCUCAGGAGAAGACUGAUGUGAAAUGGUACAAGGAGGGGAAGCUGAUCACCUCCAGCAAGAAGUUCAAGGUGGAUUCAGAGGGCAAAUUGCGUCGCUUGAUGGUGGGUCAGCUGGAGAAGAAAGAUGCUGGGGAGUACAGCUGUGAGGCUGCUGGCCAGAAACUGACCUUCAAGAUCAGUGUCACAGAAGCAGAAGAUGCGUUUAUCAACAAAGACAAACUGAAGAAAGAGGUGAAAGCUGCGCUAUCAGAAAAUGCCACGCUGAGCUGCGAGGUGGCCCAGGAGAAGACUGAUGUGAAAUGGUACAAGGAGGGGAAGCUGAUCACCUCUAGCAAGAAGUUCAAGGUGGAGUCAGAGGGCAAACUGCGUCGCUUGGUGGUGGGUCAGCUGGAGAAGAAAGAUGCUGGGGAGUACAGCUGUGAGGCUGCUGGCCAGAAAUUGACCUUCAAGAUCGAUGUCACAGAGCCAGAAGUUGUAUUUACAAACAAGGAGAAGGUGCAGAAAGAGGUGAAAGCUGCGCUAUCAGAAAACGCCACGCUGAGCUGUGAGGUGGCUCAGGAGAAGACUGAUGUGAAAUGGUACAAGGAGGGGAAGCUGAUCACCUCCAGCAAGAAGUUCAAGGUGGAUUCAGAGGGCAAAUUGCGUCGCUUGAUGGUGGGUCAGCUGGAGAAGAAAGAUGCUGGGGAGUACAGCUGUGAGGCUGCUGGCCAGAAACUGACCUUCAAGAUCAGUGUCACAGAAGCAGAAGAUGCGUUUAUCAACAAAGACAAACUGAAGAAAGAGGUGAAAGCUGCGCUAUCAGAAAAUGCCACGCUGAGCUGCGAGGUGGCCCAGGAGAAGACUGAUGUGAAAUGGUACAAGGAGGGGAAGCUGAUCACCUCUAGCAAGAAGUUCAAGGUGGAGUCAGAGGGCAAACUGCGUCGCUUGGUGGUGGGUCAGCUGGAGAAGAAAGAUGCUGGGGAGUACACUUGUGAGGCUGCUGGCCAGAAACUGACCUUCAAGAUCGAUGUCACCGAGCCAGAAGUUGUAUUUACAAACAAGGAGAAGGUGCAGAAAGAGGUGAAAGCUGCGCUAUCAGAAAACGCUAUGCUGAGCUGUGAGGUGGCUCAGGAGAAGACUGAUGUGAAGUGGUACAAGGAGGGGAAGCUGAUCACGUCCAGCAAGAAGUUCAAGGUGGAGUCAGAGGGCAAAUUGCGUCGCUUGGUGGUGGGUCAGCUGGAGAAGAAAGAUGCUGGGGAGUACAGCUGUGAGGCUGCUGGCCAGAAACUGACCUUCAAGAUCAGUGUCACAGAGCCCAAACCUGCAUUUAUAAACCAGGAACAAGUCCAGAAGGAGGUUAAUGCUGUCCUGACAGAAAGUGCCACCCUCAGCUGUGAGGUAGCACAGGAUGCAACUGAAGUGAAAUGGUUCAAGGAUGGAAAACUGCUCAUAACCUCCAGGAAAUUCAAAAUAGAAUCUGUCGGUAAAACCCGGCGCCUUGUCAUAGGGCAGCUGGAGAAGAAAGAUGCUGGAGAAUACAUCUGUGAGGCUGCAGGCCAGCGGCUGACUUUCAAGGUGGAACCAACUGAACCAGAGGCUAAAUUUGAAAAUAAAGUUGUCCAGAAAGAGCCUCUCAUUGUUCAAGAACAUGAAAAUAUCACACUGACUACUUCAAUUACUCCUGAAACUGCUGCAGUAAGGUGGUUCAAGGAUGGAACAGAAAUCAAGGCAAACAAGAAAUAUGAGAUCAAGAGUGAGGGUGCAUCCAGGACCCUGACAGUGAACCUGGCUGAGAGCACAGACACUGCCAUAUACACAUGUCAGGCAAAGAGUGACAAGCAAGAAUUCAAAGUACAGGUGAAAGAAAUCCCAGUGAAGUUUGUCAAAAAGCUUGAAGCUGUUAAUGCAGAGAUUGGAGGCAGUGUCACUUUGACCUGUGAUGUGAGCCAUGCCAAAGGGAAGGUGGUGUGGCGAAGGAACAAAGCAGAGAUCAAGCCCAGCAAGCGUUUCCAUAUUCAUGAGGAGGGGAUCAAGCGAACCCUGACAAUAACAGGGAUCCGGGCUGAGGAUGAGGGAGAAUACUCCUGCGAGUCCAGAAGUGACAAGAGCACCAUUACCAUCACCCCCAAAGCUCCCAGAGUGGUGAAAUUUGUUACCAGUCUCAUCAGUGUGGUUUCUGAGGAAGGAAAAGAAGCUGUGUUCAAGUGCACUGUCUCUCCCAGUGAUGCCGUGGUCACUUGGCUCAGGAAUGGUGUCAAGAUUGAAGCCAGCAAGAAGUACGUGAUUUCACACAAGGACACUAACCACAGCCUCACCAUCACUGAUCUGACACUGGAAGAUGCAGCUGAAAUCUCUGCUAAUGCUGAGGGUGUAGAAAGCACAGCCAAUCUCAGAGUCCGAGAGGCCCCAAUCUCAUUCAAGAAGAAACUGGAGCCCAAAACAGUUGAAGAGAAAGAUACAGUGACCUUGGAGGUAGAGCUGACCAAGCCUGCAGAGGUGAAGUGGAUGAGGAACAACAUUGUCUUGAAGCCCAGUGAAAAAAUAGAGAUCAAAGCUGAGGGAACAAAACAUAUCCUGGUAGUUAAGGACAUCUCCUUUGCAGACCGGGGCUUCUACUGUUGUGAAAGUCCUGAUGACAAGACCCAAGCCAAGAUCAAUGUGGAAAUGAGGCAGAUCAAGCUGGUGAAAGGUCUUCAGCACUUGGAAGUCUCUGAGAAAGGGACUGUCACCUUUGAAGUGGAGGUGUCACAUGAGGAUGUGGAAGGGACCUGGCAGAAGGAUGGCGUUCGGCUGAACCCUGCAUCAAAUAUCAAUAUUGGUGUUCUGGGGAAGAAACAUUCACUGACUCUUUCUUCGGUGACUCUUGAAGAUGCAGGACUCAUCUCCUUCAAAGCAGAAGGCAUUUUUUCAUCAGGGAGGCUCACUGUGACAGAAUUGCCUGCGAGAAUCAGCAAGCCUUUGGUAGACAUCAAUGUAACUCAGAAGGACAAAGUCACAUUUGAGUGUGAGCUGUCCAAGCCCAGCGGGGUUGUCAAGUGGUUCAAGGAUGGGAAGGAGCUCCAGCAAAGUAAAAAAGUGGGGAUUAUUUCCCAGGGAACUAAGAGAAGCCUUAUUAUUCACAAGUGUGAAUAUGAAGAUCAGGGAACCUAUAUAUGUGAAGUAGCUGAAGAGAAGACAUCAGCUACCCUAAAGGUUCAUGCCCGAGAUAUCAGGAUUCUUAAACCACUGGAAGAUGUGGAAGUGAAUGAAUUUGAGAGUGCAUCUUUCGUCUGCGAGAUUUCACAUGAUGAGGUCCAAACCCAGUGGUACAAAAAUGACAACAAGCUGAAGGCUGCUGACAAUAUUAAAAUGCGUCAAGAUGGAAAGACCUAUUCACUGACUUACACGUGCGUCCAAGUCAAAGAUGCAGCAGAAAUCAAAUUUGUAGCAGAAAAGGCAGAAUCUCGUGCUCAGCUUACAGUAAAAGAGCUGCCUGUAAAAAUUGUGAAGCCUUUGCGAGAUAAGAUUGUUCUUGAGAAGCAUCGGGGAUUCCUGGAGUGCCAGGUGUCUCGCGCCAAUGCCAAAGUUCGAUGGUAUAAAAAGGACGUUGAAAUUCACCCUAGCGACAAAUAUGAAAUCGUGAGUGAUGAUGUCUAUCGGAAACUCAUCAUCAACAAUGCAGAUUAUGAAGAUGAGGACGUAUACACUUGUGAUGCCUUUGAUGACAAAAGCAGUGCUAAUUUCUUUGUUGAAGAGCAAGCCAUUAAUAUUGUAAGGGAGCUGUGUGAUGAAGAUGUGACUGAGCCCGAAGAAGCCAAUUUUGAAUGUGAGAUAUCCAUUCCAUCUGUGAAGCCCCCCAAAUGGUAUUUACAUGGAAAAGUCUUACAGGCAGGCAGAAACAUCAUCAUGUAUCAAGGAGGUACCAUCCACAAGCUGACAAUACUGAAAACAAGUACCGAUAUGACAGGCGUCAUUCAGUUCUCCAUUGGCAAAUCAAAAUCCACAGCAAACCUGCUUGUCAGAGAUUACCACAUCCAGAUCACCAGGAAGAUGGAGGACAAGACAGCUCUGGAGCGCCAUUCAGUCAUCCUGUCUUGCGACUUCAGGCCUUCUCCAAAGGUUGUGAAAUGGUUCAAGGGCCAUGAGCUCAUCGAGCCCUCUGAGAAGUACAAAAUCAAGCGGGAAGAGUAUUCAGCAGAGCUCAAGAUUUUGAAGGUGAAGCCUGAAGAUGCUGGUGUCUACAAGUGCAGGGCUGGAAGCGCAGAGACUGAAGCCACGCUCACUGUUGAAGCCCGCAAUGUACAAGUAUGCAAACACCUGCAGGACGUGGAAAUUGAAGAAGAUAGCUCUGCUGUCUUCUCCUGUGAGCUUUCCCAUGAUGACGAGGAUGUGGAAUGGUUCCUCAAUGACACCCUUCUCUACACCAACAAUUUCAAUGACAUCAGGAACAUUGGCAAUUGCUACAUGCUGACAAUGAAGCACGUCAAGCCUGAGGAUGCUGGCACAGUGACAAUGAAGUCAGACAAAGUGACAGAGAGUGUGCGUCUGAAGGUGAUAGAGAAGCCUGCUGUCUUCAUGAAGUCAUUGGACGAUGUUUUUGGUGAGGAGCGAGGUAUGAUUAAACUGGAAUGCGAAGUCUCUAAAGAGAAGGUCAAACCUGUUUGGAAAAAGGAUGGUGUGAAGCUCACGUCUGAUAACAAGUAUGAGCAGAUGCAGUCUGGGAAGACCCUGAGCCUCCUUAUCCAUGACCUUGAAAAGACAGAUGCAGGUUUAUACACCUGUGAUAUUGGCACUGAUGUUGCCAAGUCAAAGGUCAGCGUUCAGGAACUGAACAUUGGCAUCACCAAACGGCUAAAGAACACUGAAAUCCAGGAGGGAGAAGAUUGCACUUUUGAAUGUGUUCUGUCCCAUGAAAGCAUUGAUGACUUCAACUGGACACUGAAUGGGAAAAAAGUGGAAAGUGGAGGGCGAUUUAAAGCCUCUAACAUGGGUCGAAAAUACACACUAAAUAUCAAAAGUGUGACGCUUGAUGAUGCUGGAGAAGUCAUUUUUACUGCCCGUGGUCUAACCUCCAAGGCUUCUCUGGUUGUGAAAGAAAAACCCACUGAGGUUACAAAGCAGCUGGAGGAUAAAACAGCAGCAGCAGGGCAGGACAUCAGCCUGAGUUGUGAAUUGUCAAAACCUGAUGUGAACAUCAGGUGGUACAAGGAUGGAAAAGCAAUCCGAAAAAGUCAGAAAUAUAACUUGCACCAAGAGGGUACACGGGCCAUUUUGAUCAUCCAUGACUCCACAGUCAAGGACAGUGGGGAGUACACUUGUGAGACAGAGGUCUCUAAAACAAAAGCAAGGAUCACAGUGCAAGAAAAACCCAAUUAUUUUGUCAAAGAGCUUUCAGAUCUGAAAGCUGAUGAAAGUGGAACUGCAGUCUUUAUGUGUCAGAGUGAGAAAGCUGCAUCCUCUGUGGUCUGGCGGAAAGGCAUGGCUGAACUCAGGGCUGGCAGGAAAUACGAGAUCAUACAGGACGGACAAGUCCUGCAGCUGACCAUAAAAAACUUGGAGAAAAGUGACAGUGACACUUACACCUGCGACAUUGGUGAUGCCCAGUCCAGGGCCAAGCUAGUCGUGCAAGGCCAGAAAGUGCUAAUAACAGAAGACCUGGAAGAUGUCACUGUGUUAGAAGGAGAAUCUGCCAUGUUCAAAUGCAGAAUCUCUCCUGUAGACUAUAGCAAAGUGCAGUGGUUUUUGGAUAAAACCCCUCUCCAUACCAAUGAACUUAAUGACAUCCAGUCUCAGCCUGGUGGAUAUCACUUGCUAACAUUGAAAAAACUCUCACUGAAGGACUCGGGGGUCAUUACAUUUGAAGCUGGUGAUAAGAAAACUUCUGCCAGUUUGGUUGUUAAAGAAACACCAGUUCUUUUCAAGCAAGAGCUCCAAAAUGAAGAAGCUAAAGAAGGAAAACAAGUCAAGCUGACCUGUGAGCUCAGCAAACCUGAUACCCCAGUGAAAUGGAUGAAAGGAGACACCGUUAUCUAUGCUAGUGAGAAGUAUGAAUUUAAGCAGCAUGGUACUGUGGCGGAGCUCAUUAUUCGAGAUGUCAAAUCGAUAGAUUCUGGAGAAUAUACCUGCAGCACUGGGAAACAGAAGACCACUGCUCAGGUGAAAGUAAAUGCUGUGCCUGUCCUUUUCAAACAAGCCUUGGAAAACACAGAAAUGGAAGCAGGGAAAUCUGUCUCCUUAAGCUGUGAACUCACAAAAGCUGAUGCCACUGUGGUGUGGAAGAAGGGAGAAGCCACACUCCAGGCAAGUGCCAAAUAUGAAAUGAAGCAGAAGGGGACAGUGGCAGAGCUGGUGAUUCAUAAUGCAGAACCAGAAGAUGCGGGAAGAUACACCUGUGACACGGGAGACCAGCAGACGACAGCCCAAGUCACAGUCCAUGCUGUCUCUGUGCUUGUUAAAGAAGAGCUGAAGAACGUAGAAGCUGUGGAAGGUGGGACAGCCACCCUGCAAUGCCAGCUGAGCAGAGAGACCCCUGUGGAGUGGAGGAAGGGGCACACCCUUCUCCGGCCAAGUAACAAGUACAAGAUGAGGCAGGAGGGCACGGUGGCUGAGCUGCUGAUCCACAAUCUGGACCUAAGGGAUGCUGGAGACUAUACAUGUGUAGUGGGGAACCAAAAAACCACAGCAGCUUUGUCAGUGAAUGCCCUGCCAGUCCGUUUCAAGAAAGAGCUGAAGAAUGAGGAAGCCACUGAGAGCGGGACGGCCACACUGCAGUGCGAGCUGAGCCAGGCAGCGGGCUCGGUAGAGUGGAGGAAAGACGGGAAGGUGCUGAUGCCAGAUAGCAAAUACAAAAUGAGACGGGAAGGGCGUUUCGUUGAGCUGGUUAUCCAAGACCUAGACUUGACAGAUGCUGGGAGCUAUACCUGCGUGUGUGGAGACCAGAAGACAACAGCUGCUUUGAGAGUAAAUGCCUUGCCUAUCCUCUUCCAAGAAGAAAUAUUGAACAAGGAAGCUACAGAGGGGGAGACAGUCACUUUGCACUGUAAACUGAGCAAAUCAGCCGUGGUUGAGUGGAGAAAGGGGAAUAUGGUCCUCAAACCAAGUGAAAAAUACAAAAUAGAGCAGGAUGGUCCCUUUGUGGAGCUGAUGAUCCGGGAUUUGGAUUUGGCAGAUGCUGGUGAUUACAGCUGUGUGUGCGGAGAUCAACAGACUACAGCUGCUUUGGCAGUUAAUGUCCUGCCUGCUCUUUUCACCAAAGAACUGACUGAUGAAGAAGCCACAGAAGGUAAAACUGCCACUCUGCACUGUGAGCUGAACAAGGCUGCUGCUAAUGUGGAGUGGAGGAAGGGACUCAAGACCCUCAAAUCAAGUGACAAAUACAAAAUGAAACGUGAAGGUGGUGUUGCUGAGCUUAUAAUUCAAAAUCUAGAUGCAACGGAUGCUGGAAAUUAUUCCUGUGUGUGCGGAGACCAGCAGACAAUGGCAGUUUUAACAGUAUAUGCUUUGCCUGCAUUUUUCAAAGAAGGAUUGAAGAACAGAGAAGCCACAGAUGGUGCAACAGCCACUCUGCACUGUGAGCUGAGCAAGGUCGGUGUUCCAGUGGAGUGGAAAAAAGGGGACAAAACACUCAAACCAAGUGAUAAGUAUAGGAUGAGACAAGAAGAUACUGCUGCAGAGCUGUUGAUCCGAGAUCUGGAGGUAGAAGAUACAGGAGAAUAUACCUGUGUGUGCGGAGAUCAGAAGACCUCAGCUGUCUUGACAGUCCAUGCUUUGCCUGCACUGUUCAAAAAAGAACUUGUCAAUAUAGAAGCCACAGAAAACAAGACAGCUGUUCUACAGUGUGAGCUAACUAAAUCCACUCCAGUGGAGUGGAGGAAAGGGCUAAAGGUCCUCAAGCCUAGUGAGAAGUACAAAAUGAGACUGAAGGAUACCAUUGCUGAGCUGACAAUCCAUAGCCUGGAGGAACAAGAUGCGGGAGAUUACACAUGUGUGUGCGGAGACAAGAUGACUACUGCCUCCCUGACAGUGCAUGCCCUUCCUCCACAUUUUAAAAAAGAGUUGAAGAACAUGGAAGCCACAGAAAAUGGCACAGCCACUUUCUGCUGUGAACUGAGCAAGCCCGUAGCUGCUGUGGAAUGGAGGAAAGGAGGCAGAGCCCUGGAGACGAAUGAGAAGUUCACCAUGAAAUGCGAGGGCACAGUUGCUGAGCUGGUGAUCUGUGAUUUAGAUCUGACAGAUGCUGGAGAUUACACAUGCUGUUAUGGAGAUCAGAAAACCACCGCCAUGCUAAAAGUGAAUGCCUUGCCUGCACACUUCAAGACAGAGAUGAAAGAUGAAGAAGCCACAGAAGGUGGAACAGCCACUCUACAAUGUGAGCUAUCUAGGACUGCCUCUGUGGAGUGGAAAAAGAAACACAAAGUGCUCAAAUCUAGUGAAAAAUAUACUAUGAGACAGGAAGGUACUACAGCACAGCUGCUGAUCCAUACUUUAGAAGUCAAGGAUGCUGGGGAGUAUACUUGUGUGUGUGGAGAUGAGAAGACUACUGCAGCACUGACAGUGCAUGCCCUUCCUGCUCUCUUCAAAGAAGAGUUAAGAAAUGAGGAAGCCAUGGAGGGUAAAAUAGUCACUUUGCGCUGUGAGCUGACCAAGACUGCUUCAGUGGAGUGGAAAAAGGGGGACACAGUACUCAAACCUAGCGAGAAAUACAAAAUGAGGCAGAAGGAUGUCACUGCAGAACUGGUGAUCCAUAAUCUAAAUGAGAGUGAUGCUGGUGAUUAUACCUGCGUGUGUGGAGACGUGCAGUCCACAGCUUCCUUAGCAGUACAUGCGUUGCCUGCACGCAUCAAGGAGAGCCUGAAGGAUGAGGAGGUAACAGAAGGUCAAGCAGCCACUCUGCGCUGCAAGCUGACCAAGGUUGCUCAAGUGGAAUGGAGAAAGGGAAAUAGUUUGCUCAAAGUCAGCGACAAAUACAAAAUGAGGCAGGAGGGCACAGUCAUGAAGCUGCUUAUCCAUGAUGUAGAAAUGAAAGAUGCUGGAGAAUACACUUGUGUGUGUGGAGAACAGGAGACUACAGCUGCCUUGAUAGUGCAUGCCCUGCCUGCACUUUUCAAAGAGGAACUGAAGGACCUGCGAGCCAUGGAAAGGCAAACAGUCACUCUGAGCUGUGAGCUGACCAAGGCUGCAGAUGUCCAAUGGAAGAAAGGAAACACAAUAAUCAGGGCAAGUGAAAAAUAUAUCAUGCGGCAGGAUAAUGUCCUUGCUGAGUUGGAAAUUUGUGAUCUGGAGCUGCAGGAUGCAGGAGAUUACACCUGUGUGUGUGGAGACCAACACACCAUGGCUUCUCUGACAGUGAAUGCCCUGCCAGUGCUUUUCAAGGAAGAGCUGAAGAAUGAAGAAGUCCAAGAAGGAACAUCAGUCUCCCUGCAUUGUGAAUUAACCAAAGCAGCUCCAGUGCAGUGGAAAAUAGGGUCCAGAGUGCUCAAAGCAAGUGACAAAUUUCAAAUGAGACAAUCUGGCACCACCGCAGAGCUGGUCAUUCACGAUCUAGAAGUAGAAGAUGCUGGAGAUUAUACCUGUGUGUGUGGUGACCAGAAGACAACAGCAGCCUUAACAGUUCAUGCUCUGCCACCCCUCUUUAAGGAAGAGCUAAAGGACAAGGAAGCAGAAGAAGGUGGAAAAGUUGCCCUGCGUUGUGAGCUCACCAAGGCUGCUCCAGUGGAGUGGCGGAAGGACCAGAGGGUUCUCAAAGCAAGUGAGAAAUGCAAAAUGAGGCAGGAAGGGACAAAGGCAGAGCUGGUGAUUCAUGAAUUAGCUGAGGAGGAUGCAGGAGACUACACCUGUGUGUGUGGAGAGCACCAGACUACGGCUGUCUUAACAGUACAGGCUGUGCCUCCCUUUUUCCAAGAAGAAAUGACCAGCAAGGAAGCGGUAGAAGGUGGAAUGGCCACUUUGCAGUGUGAGGUCAGCAAGACAUCUGCCCGUGUUCAGUGGAAGAAGGGCCAUUGCGUCCUCACUUCGGACACCAAGUACAGCAUGAGACAGGAAGGCUGUGUUGUGGAGCUGGUAGUUCACAAUUUAGACUUGAAUGAUACUGGAGAUUAUACCUGUGUGUGUGGAGACAAGAGCACCACAGCUGCCUUAACAGUGCAUGCUCUGCCUCCAGAAUUCAAGAAAGAACUGAAGGACUUAGAAGCUGUAGAAAGUGGGACAGCUACUCUGCUCUGUGAGCUGACUAAGCCUGCUGUGGUGGAGUGGAAGAAAGGGCAGGAGGUGCUCAAAGCAAGCAGGAAAUAUAAAAUGAGUCAAGAUGGUGCUGUUGCAAAGCUGAUUAUCCAUGAGCUGGAUGUGGAGGACACUGGAGUUUACACUUGUGUGUGUGGAGAUCAGCAGACAACUGCCACUCUGACAGUCAAUGCCCUACCAGCACUUUUUAAACAAGAGCUUCAGAAUACUGAGGCAGAAGAAGGUGGUACAGCAUCACUGAGGUGUGAGCUUACCAAACCCAACACUCCAGUAGAGUGGAGGAAAGGAGAUAUUACUCUCUACCCUGGUUUGAAAUAUGAGAUGAAGCAGCAGGGCUCUGCUGCUGAAUUGGUCAUUCAUGACUUAGAACUGGAUGAUUCAGGAAAGUACACCUGCAACUCUGGACAUCAGCAGACAACAGCCGUGGUAACCGUACAUGAACUGCCUGUCACAUUUAAGCAACCCCUACAAAAUAAAGAAUCAGAGGAAGGAAGCACAGCUACGUUCUGCUGUGAGCUGUCAAAACCCAGUGCUGCAGUGGAAUGGAGGAAAGGAGGAGUGGGGCUGCAGCCCAGCCAGAAAUAUGAAAUGAGGCAGAGGGAAUGUCUGGUAGAGCUCUUAAUACAUAAUCUCAAAUUAGAAGAUACAGGAGAAUACAGCUGUGAUACUGGGGAUCAGGAAACCAAGGCAUCUUUAAAUGUGAAAGCUCUGCCAGUUCUUUUCAAAAAGAAGCUGAAAGACAAGGAGGCAGAAGAAGGAGCUGUGGUGAAAUUCCAGUGUGAGCUGACAAAGGAUAAUGCAACAGUGGAGUGGAGGAAAGGCACCAUGGAGCUCUUCCCAUGUGCCAAAUAUGACAUUAAAUUAAGUGGUCGCAAAGCUGAACUUGUGAUUCAUAAUGUAGAACCAGAAGAUGCCUCUGAUUACACAUGUGAUACUGGAGACCAGCAGAGCUCAGCGGUCCUCAGAGUGAAUGCCAUCAAACCCCGUCUGAAGCAGCAGCUGAAGAACGAAGAAGUGGAAGUGGGAGGAACGGCCAGGCUGCGCUGUGAGAUUUCUAUUGGCAAAGCAGAAGUGGAGUGGAGGAAAGAUGGAGUCCUCCUUCACUCAAGCUCCAAGUAUGAAAUGUGGCAGGACGGCACCCUCCGUGAGCUGCGUGUUCACCGCCUGGAGCCUGGUGAUGCUGGAGAGUAUUCUUGCAAGGCUGGAGAUGAGACAAGCUCUGCAAAACUGACUGUGAAAGAGCCUGACGUAACCAUCGUGAGUGGCCUAAAGGACAUGGUGGUGUUCGAGGGGGAUGAUGUAACAUUUCGGUGUCAAGUUUCUCAUGAGAACGCAAGGGAUGUUGAAUGGAAGCUACAGGAUGUUGCUCUGCAAGAUAAUGAAAUGAAUGAGAUCUCAGUGGAAAAAGGAAAGAUCCACACUCUAACAUUAAGGAAGGUGACUGAGCAGGACAUUGGCACUGUCACUUUCCGAGUGGGACCCCACAUGUCAACAGCAGAGCUCAUGGUAAAAGUGCCACCUCCAGUCUUUAAGGAGAAAUUACAGAGCUUAGAACUGCAGGAAGAAGAAACAGCCAUCCUCUGUUGUGAGGUCUCCCAGGCUAACGCUGGUGUGGUGUGGAAGAAGGGCACUCAGGUGAUUUCACCGAGCUCCAAGUAUGAAAUCAGACAAGAAGGAACAAUCCAUACUUUAAAGAUUUAUCACUUAAACCCAGAAGACUCUGGCAAAUAUACCUGUGAUAAUGGAAAUGAACAAACAACAGCCACUUUAACUGUUAAAGCUUUGCCAGUAACCUUCACACAACCACUCCAGAACCAGCAAGCUGAAGCAGGUGGCACCAUCACUUUGAGCUGUGAAAUCUCAAAAUCAAAUAUCACUGUGCAGUGGAAGAAGGCCGGGACAGUGCUGCGACCAAGCAACAAAUACAAGAUGCAUCAAGCUGGAUCUAUGGCUGAGCUGACAAUUCACAACCUGAGUGAAGCUGAUUCUGGGGAAUACAUGUGUGACACAGGGGACCAGCAAACUACUGCAUCUGUACUUGUGAAAGAACCAGCAGCCACCAUAGUGGAGAUGCUGAAGGAUGUCACUUCGCGUGAAGGAGAAGACGCAGUGUUUGAAUGCAGGCUGUCCCGGGAAACAACUCAAGAGGCCCAGUGGUUCCUGGGAGAUGUUCCCCUGCAGUCCAAUGAAAUGAAUGAGAUCAGAGUCCAAGGAACACGUCACACUUUGAUCCUGAGGAAGGUGACACUAGAAGACUGUGGGCCCAUCAGUUUCAAAGUGGGGCAGCAUACCUCAACAGCACAGCUAACAGUCCAAGUUGCUGCAGUCACGUUUGUGAAGGCACUCCACAGCUUGGAGCUACAGGAGGGUGGCACAGCUCAGUUGUCCUGUGAAGUGUCCAAGCCUGAUGUCCCAGUGGAGUGGAAGAAAGGCACAUCAGUGAUCCGCUCCAGCCAGAAGUGCAGCAUCAAGCAGGAGGGGAAUGUGCACACACUAGUCAUUCAUGAUUUGAACCAUGCAGACUCAGGGGAGUAUAGCUGCCACACAGCUGAUGGGAAGACUACUGCCAGGCUGGAGGUUAAAGCCCUGCCUGUGCUUUUCAAACGCUGGCUGAAAAACGAGGAGGUGGAAGAAGGUGGUACAGUCAUGCUACACUGUGAGCUGACAAAACCCAAUGCACCCGUGGAGUGGAGGAAAGGAGAUAGGGUGCUGCAGUCAAGUGACAAGUAUGAGAUCCGGCAAGAGGGGACACGUGUUGAGCUCAUCAUCUAUGAUGCUGAGGCUCAGGAUGCUGGCGAUUAUACAUGCGACUCAGGGGAUCAGCAGACCACUGCAUCAUUGCAAGUCAAAGUACUACCUGUGCUGUUUAACGAAGAGCUGAAAAACGUAGAGUCUGAAGAAGGGGGAACAGCUGUCUUACGCUGUGAGAUCUCCAAGCCUGAUGCCCCUGUUGAGUGGAGAAAAGGAGGGGUGGUCAUUCAGCCCAGUGACAAGUAUGAGAUGAAGCUGAAAGGCAGAAUUGCUGAGCUGAUCAUCCAUGGUGUAGAGCCUGAUGACUGUGGGGAUUAUACCUGUAGCACUGGAUACGAGAUCACUACAGCUUCUGUGUAUGUGCAAGAAGAAGCAGCAGUCAUAGUUUCUGGUUUAAAGAACACAGACGUCUUUGUGGGUGAGUCAGCCACGUUCACCUGUGAGCUCUCGCACCCGGGCGUGAAGAACGUGCAGUGGUGGCUCGAUGGAUCUCCCCUUCACAACAACUUUGUGACUGAAAUCUCUGAGCAGGACGGGAUAAUCCACACUUUAACCCUAAAUGAUGUGGCGUGCCAUGACUCCGGCACUGUCACCUUCAGAGCUGGGUCCCUUAUAUCUACAGCUAAAUUAUUAGUCAAAGAUCCAACCAUUGAAGUGGUCAGUCCCAUGCAGGAUAUAACUGUUGAUGAAGAUGGCACAGCAGAGUUCAUAUGCCAAUAUUCUAGGCCAGUACACGCCAUAUGGAAGAAAAAUGAUCAGGAAAUACAUGCAGAUGGGCAGCGAGUGAUUAUCGAUCAGGACUGGAAUGUAAGCAUGCUAAAAAUUAAACCUACGGUACCAGAAGACACUGGCAUCUAUUCAUGUGAAGCUGAAGGCAUUAAAGUGAUGGCUACACUUGAUGUUCAAGCUAAGAACAGCAUUGUCCAGGGCUUGGAGAAUGUGGAAACUGUGGAAGGAGGGGAAGCCCUGUUUGAAUGCUAUCUUUCCAAGCCUGAGUGCUACAAUUACAACUGGUUGAUUGAUGAUGAACCUGCCAAAACUACAGAAAACACUGAAAUGGUUUACUUUGAAAAUGGGCUCAGGCAUCUUCUGCUGCUGAAGAACCUAACUCCCCGGGACAGUUGCAGGGUGACUUUUAUGUGCAGCGACGCAGUGACCUCAGCCUUCCUGACAGUGAAAGAAUGGCGCCUACAGAUCUUGCAGCCUCUCACAGAUGUAGAAGUCCCUCUGGGGGAGAAAGCUACAUUUAGUUGCGUUCUAAGUGAAGCUGUGCCAGUUACUGAAGUUGCCUGGUACAGUAAUGAUGUAGAGAUCCAGUCAGAUGAGGACUGGGAGGUACAAGCAGAUGGAAACAAAUACAAACUUGUUCUGAAAAAUGCCCAACCGCAUCAUUCUGGAGAGGUGACUUUUGCUUCGAGGGAAGCAAUUGCAUCAGCCAAAUUAUCUGUGAUAGCCCACCCCGAUCCACCUGAAGAACCAGAAGUUUUAAGUAAGAACAGCCACUCUGUAACUCUGUCUUGGUACAAGCCGUUGAGCGAUGGUGGUUGUGACAUCCUAGGCUACAAUGUGGAGAAGAAAAUCCCAGGUAUUGGCUGGCAGUCAUGCAGCAAGGGCAUUAUUCAGAACACGGAGUUUAUGGUGGACAAUCUCACCCCAGGUGAACCCUACAGAUUCCGCGUUUCAGCUAUAAACAAAGUUGGGGCCAGUGAGCCGGUGCACUUCCCUCAGAUGGUGCAGCUAGAGCCUCCAGUUACAGUCACCCAUCCUUUAGUGGGAGGAUCAGUCUCAGAAGGAGAGGCGGCUCGCUUGGAGUGCAAAUUAUCAAGUGAAACUGAAAUGAAAGUUACAUGGUUCAAAGGAAAAGAACAAAUACGAGCUGGGGGGAGAUAUGAGAUCCUCUCUGAUGGGAAAAAGCAGAUACUCAUUAUUCAUGCAUUUAAACCUGAAGACCAGGACACAUAUACCUGCAUGGUUUCUCCAGAAGUCAAAUCUGUUGCCACCUUGUGUCUUGAUGUUCCCACAGCAUCAAUGCUUAAAGAGAUUGCCAAGGAAGCACCCCCUGCAAAUCAACCAGAAGAGCUGGUGGAUGGUCAUGUCCAGCCCAGCUUGCCCCCUGAGGCUGCUCAGGAGGGAGAUCUUCACCUUCUGUGGGAAGCCCUGGCUAAGAAACGACGGAUGAGCCGGGAACCCACCUUGGAUUCCAUCAGCGAGGUGCCUGAAGAGGAUGAGAAGCUUCAGAAGUUGAGGAAGGAGGAGGCAGAGAUGUCUCACUAUUACUCAGAGGAGUACUCCACAUGUGAUGAGCUGGCUAGGACAGGAGAAGCAGAUUUCUCUUUCACAAGCUCAGAUGAUGAAUCUAGAGCUGGAACUCCUUCACUAGUAAACUACCUCAAGAAGGCAGGGAAGACAAGUAUUAGUGUUACUAGCAAGGUUCAGUCCAUCUCCACAGGCAAAUUAUGGAAGCAGUGGGAGGAAUCCAGCGUGGAGGCUGUUCUGCCUGCCCCAGCUGCUAAGCCAUCUGAACCAGAAAUGCCAGAUUUAGAUGACCCUUCCAUGAACAAGGCCGCUGUGAAGAUCCAAGCUGCUUUCAAAGGCUACAAAGUCAGGAAAGAGAUCAAACAACAAGAGUGCCCAGUGUUUACUGAGACCUUCAAAGAUUUCUCUGGUGAGCCUGGAAGUACUCUUCAUCUUGAGUGUGUGGCCCACAGCAAAACUGACAUGAAAGUCCGUUGGCUGAAAGAUGGGGAAGAGCUUUCAGAUGGUCGCUACUAUCACAUAGACAAUUACACUGAUGGGACCUGCUCUUUGAUUAUCACUGGCCUGGACAGGAAAGAUGCAGGUAAAUACACCUGUGAAGCAUCCAAUAAAUUUGGCAGGGUUUCACACAGUGCUAAGGUGGUUAUUGGCACUCAAGAACCUCACUUUCUUCAUAAGGAGGAGCAGGCUAAACACAGCACUGACAGUGAGACAGAGAGCUCCUCCGGCAGUGAGUUGGAUGAUGCUUUCCGUAAAGCAGCAAGGAGACUUAAUAGACUCUUCAGGGCCAAGAUCUCAACUGAGAUAUCUGAUGUGGAGGAAGAGCUCUUUGUCAGUGCAGAUGAAGGGGACAUAGAUGUGAUUGACCAUCAGACGUAUCGUGAGGAUGACCAGUACAUCUACAUUAAGUUUGAAAUCUUGUCUGAGGCAAAAACUGCUGCCACUCGAUUCAGAGAGAUGUUUGGUGCUCUGGGAAUUCCUGUGGAGAUUGACAUUUUGGAACAAAGCCCUAAAAAAGUUGAAUUACGCAUCGGGAAAGCAACACCACCUACCCAUGGGAAGUUUGCACCACCAUUAGCCAGACCUCCACCACCUUUGCUGACUUCUGAUACAGCUCCCAUGUUUCUGACUGAGCUCCAAAACCAAGAGGUACAAGAUGGAUAUCCAGUCAGCUUUGACUGCAUUGUCGUUGGCAAACCGCUUCCCACAGUUCGCUGGUUCAAGGAUGGGAAAGCUAUUGAAGAAAAUGAUCAUUACAUGAUCAACGAGGACCAGGAGGGGUGCCAUCAGCUGAUUAUCACAGCUGUAGUCCCCACAGACAUGGGUGUUUACCGUUGCCUUGCUGAAAACAACAUGGGAGUUGCUUCAACCAAGGCUGAGCUUCGAGUGGACUUGACCAGCACUGACUAUGAGACAGCAGCAGAUGCAACAGAGACAUCUUCUUACUACAGUGCCAAAGAAUAUAUUUCAAGCCGAGAACAGGAGGAAUCUACCACUGAGGAGGAGCAAUUGCCCCAGAUCUUUGAUGAGCUUCAUGAUAUUCAUGUGGCACCUGGAGCAUCACUGGCUAAAUUUCACUUGAAGGUGAAAGGGUACCCACAGCCUCGUCUGUAUUGGUUCAAAAAUGGACAGCCAUUAAAGGCCUCAGAUCGCAUCCUGAAGACUGAUAAACAGGAAUUCCACUCACUGGAAAUUCGCAAUGUCACUAGGGCAGAUGCUGGUCAGUACUCAACGUUUGUCAUCAACUCUGCCGGUUCCGCAUAUUCAUCAGCAAGACUGGUAGUCAAAGGUCCUAAUGAGAAAGAAGAGCCAUCAGAAACAGAUUCCCAUGAGCAGCUGAUACCACCACGGUUCCUUGAAAGAUUUACUAAUAAAAAGGUGAAAAAAGGUGCAAGCAUCACAUUAUCUGUAAAAGUUGAAGGACAUCCACCACCAACCAUUACUUGGCUGAAGGAAGAGUCUCGGGAAGAUAUUCUGUGGAUCAAACCAGAAACUCCUGGGUAUAAACUUGCCAGUUCAAAUAUGCAUCACAGUCUGAUCCUGUUGGAUGUCAAAAGGAAGUACAGUGGAGCUUAUACAUGCAUUGCUACUAACAAGGCUGGCCAGUCCAUCUGCACAGCCACCGUGGAAGUUUCAGAUGUGAAAGAGGCUGAAGUUCUGACUCAGGAGCGUGUGAUGGUGUCAGAAGCCAUCAUGACCACACUAGGAGAUAUUCAAUCCUCUGAAACAAGAGAAGGAGACUUUGAAGGUGUACCCAAAAGCCCUAUUUCAUUAGCUGAUGUUGGCUCAGAAGAGUUCUUUCAGAAACUCACCUCACACAUCUCAGAAAUGGUAUCUGCAAAACUAAAUCAAGCUAAGCUUCGAGUGCCUGGUGCAGAAAGUGAUGAUGAGUCAAAAACACCCUCUGCAUCACCUCGCCAUGGACGAUCCAGACCUUCCUCUAUUGUUCAGGAGUCCUCCUCUGAAUCUGAAGAUGGAGAUUCCAGAGGAGAGAUCUUUGAUGUCUACAUGGUCACAGCUGACUAUUCACCUGCUGCACCUGACAAGGAGGCCAUCACUUUGAAGGAAGGCCAAUACGUAGAAGUCCUCGAUUCAGCUCAUCCUCUGAAAUGGCUGGUCAGGACCAAACCCACAAAAUCUAGCCCCUCUCGACAGGGUUGGGUAUCUCCAGCUUACCUGGACAAGAAGUUAAAGUUGUCACCAGAGUGGGGAACAACAGAAGCUCCUGAGUUCCCUGGAGAAUUUGUUUCUGAAGACGAAUAUAAAAGGAAGCUAAGUGUUCUUAUUCAAGAACUGUUGAUCUCAGAAGAGGAUUACAUUCAAGAUCUACAGUUCCUCCUGACUCAUCACCUUAAGUACACUGAGACCUGUUCCAAUGUCCCAGGAGCUGUUGCUAGUCAGAAAUCCACCAUCUUCAGAAAUAUUGAUGACAUUGCUCACUUCCAUUCCAGUGUCUUUCUCCGAGGCUUGCAGAAAUGUGACACUGAUGAUGAUGUGGCCAUGUGCUUUAUCAAGCGUGAAGCAGAGUUUAAUAAGUACAUCCAGUACCUGGUGGGAAGGGUACAGGCUGAGUCAAUUGUUGUCAGCAAAGCUGUCCAGGAUUUCUACAGGAGAUACACAGAUGAAAUUUUAACUAAUGAAGAUCCUUCACAGCCACUUAUCCCACCACUGCAGCACUACCUGGAAAAACCCAUAACCAGAAUUCAGCAGUAUCAGACUAUAAUCAAGGAAUUAAUCCGAAACAAAGCAAGAAACAGCCAAAACUGCACUUUGCUGGAGCAGGCUUAUGCCAUUGUGUCUGCACUCACCCGAAGAGCAGAAAACAACCUCCAUGUCUCACUCAUUGAGAAUUAUCCAGGCACCCUGGAAAGCCUUGGUGAACCCAUCCGACAGGGCCACUUCAUUGUGUGGGAAGGAGCUCCAGGAGCUAGAAUGGCCUGGAAAGGACACAAAAGACAUGUCUUCCUCUUCAAAAACUACAUUGUGAUCUGCAAACCAAAACGGGACACAAGGACAGACACCUACAGUUACAUCUUCAAGAACAUCAUGAAGCUGAACAACAUAGAUGUGAAUGACCUUGUGGAAGGGGAUGACCGGGCAUUUGAGAUCUGGCAUGAACGGGAAGAUUUGGUCCGCAAGUACCUUCUUCAGGCACGUACAGUGAAUAUCAAGAACUCCUGGGUGAAGGAGAUCUGUGGCAUACAGCAGCGGAUCAGUGAGCCUCUCUGGAUACCUCCAGACUUUGAGGAAGAGCUAGCAGACUGUACAGCUGAGCUGGGAGAGACAGUCAAGCUGGCCUGCAAAGUUACAGGAGCUCCCAAGCCAUCUGUCAGCUGGUACAAAGAUGGAAAGCCUGUAGAGGUGGAUCCCCAUCACAUUAUAAUAGAAGAUCCUGACGGCUCCUGCACAUUGAUCUUGGACAACCUAACAGGCAUUGACUCAGGACAGUACAUGUGCUUUGCUUCCAGUCCUGCUGGAAAUGCCAGUACCUUAGGAAAGAUCCUUGUUCAAGUGCCACCACGGUUUGUGAACAAGGUUAGAAAUGCUUAUCUGAUUGAGGGUGAAGAUGCUCAGUUUACCUGUACCUUUGAAGGAGCACCUAGGCCUCAAAUCAGGUGGUACAAAGAUGGUGUAUUGUUGAAGGACACAAGUAAAUACCAGACUUUCAGUGAACCACGGAGUGGAGUGGUAGUCCUGGUGGUCAAGAACCCUUCCAAUGAAGACAUGGGACACUAUGAAUGUGAGCUGGUGAACAGGUUAGGGUCUGCAAAAAGUGGGGCAGAACUUUAUCAUCACAGUGCUGCAGCCCUGACCCAGGAGAGGAGAGGAGACCAAGCCAUUACUAUAGAAGUCACUGAACAAGAGACUAAAGUGCCCAAGAAAACCAUCAUCAUAGAGGAAACGAUAACCACUGUGGUGAAGAGCCCAAGACAAAGGGGAAGGGUUUCUCCUGCACGUUCUUCUUCAGGUCAUUCGCCUUCCCGCUCCCCAAGAGCGGAGCCAACUCCAGAGCCAGUCUAUGUUUCAAAGAUCAGGCAGCCUGUUCACAGAUAUGAACAGGAGGCAACACCAAAGUCUGCUGUCCCCAUGCUUUUUGUCACAGAACCAGAGGACAGGCAAGGAGCAGCAGCAAGAGAUUUCACUGAAGAGACCAAGGUAGAAGAGAAAAAGCCCAAAUGGGUUGAAGUGGAAGAAAUAAUUGAAUUCAAGGUGAAAAAAUCACCAAAACCUGCAAGGAAAAGAGGCUCUUCCCCAGUAAAACAAGAAAAAGAUGAAUCAGGAGUGUUAACAUUCACUUUUCCUAGCUCAAGGCCCAGGCAUUCCCCAGAAGAUGAUCCAAACACAAACAAUUCCAACAAUAAAUUGGUGGAGCAGUCAAAAUCUUUGCCUAGUGACAGCCUUUCUGAAGCUGAUAUCCAGCCCUUGGUGUACGCAACUGAAGAGGAAGAACCUCAAGUCAGCAACGAGGACAGAAGCUUCCCUUGUGGGUCCGAACAACUAGGGAAUAAUUCAUUUAUAGAUUAUGGAACAGAAGGAAAGAGCUUCCCACAGGAAACAAGUGCUCACUGCAGGUCAGACGUCGCUUCCCCACUGCUUGCCUGUGGGGGUGAGCCUUUGAUCUUCAGAUUUAAGACAACUGCUGCAGACCAGCAUGAACUUCUGUUCUCACUAGCAAGUCCAGAGGUUAAGGAAGAGGCAGAUGAAUUAGACAUAUCUUGGCCUGUUGAAGAGGAGGUACCUGAAGUAAUACAAGAUGUCCUUCCAGAAGAGGAUAAUGUCAUUAUAGUAGAUGAACCAGACGAACUACAGGCAGAUGACAUUAGCACCCGGGACCGCAAAAUCUUAACCCACAAUGGAAAAUUAUUAACUUUGGAGGAUCUUGAAGAUUAUGUUCCUGAAGAAGGUGAGACCUUCAGGUGUGAUGACAAGAACCGUACGGCAGAGAAACCCUGCGAGAUCUCCGUGCUCCAGACAGAGAUUAAUGAGCCAACAAUUGGGAAGCCAGUGCUGCUGAAUCUGGGGAGACCUGUGGUGUCCAAGCCCAGGCAAAGGUUUUUCAGCCAGUUGGAGGAGCACAUUCCUGGGGGCAUGUUCACGUCAGCGUCUAGAGUAACCGGUGUGCAGUCUGUAGGCGCCUCAAACAUCUCUUUCCAUGUGAGUGAUACCUGCAUGUCAGUGGCACCCGGAGUGCAUGCAGCAACAGCAGCAGCUUCUCCUGGUCCCACCUUCACAGUGAAACCAUCUUUCUGCACUGAAGUCCAACUCUCAGCAGACAAUGGACAGUCAAGCUUUAAAACUGAAGUUUCCACAAGAACCCUCAGCUAUGGGACUGUUGGCGAGCCAGUUACCUUGCACAUCAGCACAGAAGACCUCUCCCAAAGCUGAGCAGAUGCAAGCAUAAUUUUCAACACAAAAGAAAGCAGUGUUUUAGAAAAAGUAAUGAUCAAAAUUGUUGUAGGUGAGGGGAAUUGAUGGCAAAGAUUACAAGGUAACAUGUACAAGGGAAUACCUUUGAGGGAAAUAUAUUUAAAUACGUCAUGUUGAGCUUUUCUAGUCUUAAAGGGAACAUGUCUGUCAGAACAGUUUGUAAUUUUAAAAGUUUUGGUCAAGGUGAACAUAUAUCAUUCCAUAGUGGAGCAGUGAUGGUAGGUUUAGGGAAAGCCUGAUUCUCCUGCCUAUGACAGAAAUAUAAAUGAGUAAGUGUGGUUUUGUCCAUGAACUAAGAAAUCAUUUCAAGUGCCAAUUUGUACAUUAUUUUGUCAAGAAGGUGAAAGUAUCUAAGCUUUUCAGCAUCCUUCAGCAGCCCAGGAUAGGAGGACUGUUUCCAGCUAAAACAAUCUCCUGUCACUGUGUGUGCCCAAAGGACAUGAAGCUUCACACUGUCUUGACUCUGCUAUGCAUUUUUGACACCAAUUAGCUCUAACAAAUUUUAUUCAUAAACCUGUCAAUGUACAUAGUCAGGUUACAUUAUUUUAAGCUUCUGCCACAGAAUGAAAAAUACAGAAAAUACUGCAUUUACUCGGGAUGCAAAGGGCUGCUCAUACCUUUUGGUUGGAUUCCUAAUUUGACUAAAGUCAGUGGUGAAAGAUCCACUGACUGAGGAAGCAAGGAUUUUGUUGUUCUCUUCUACUUCAAGUAAAAACGAAAGUCUAUCUUGUUUAAAUGACUGCUAUUUUCAAGUCCACUUCCCAGUUGCCUAAGAUGCAGGUUUCAUUAUUCUGCAUUCUAGUGUAGUGGAUUUAUAAGUCAUAUAUCUUAAAAUACCAAUUUACUUAAUGUGCAGCAAAAGAUUAAAGUGCUGCACAAAAUUACUUCUGCAUCUGUAAUCAAAUGCUAACACAAAGAACCACAGAAGCGGUCUUUGUCAAAAACUAUUAACAGAAGAAUAUUUGGUCUCCUGUACAUGCCAGUGGUGAAAUAUUGCUGUUAACAGAUUUAGGGAUAAUGUCUGCUGUACAUGCUAAGAGGAAUUCACUGCUGAGCUACAGCAAAGUAGCAGGAGCACAAAGACAGUUAAAAAAAAAAAAAAAGAUAAGAUAAAAAAGAAAAUAAUUCUUUACUAUAAAUGCCUUGUUGAAAAAUACAUCUGUUCAAAAUGUAUUUGGUUGCUUGGAAGCACUGCCAGUUGCAAUUGCAUCGUAUUACUGUAACCAUGUAGGCUGACUCGUCUUGUAGAGGUGCUUCCUUCUGUUGAGUUUCUCUGGAGCUUUUCAGUGGGAUCACUGGUUGAGGGGAAGGCUAAGAUGCACUGAGCAUGGCCCGUUCCUGUUGGCUUCACCAAAAAUGGAUGUUGCACAGACAUUCAAAUUGCUCAGCCCUGGAAAGAAGCAAACUCAUAGACCCAAAUAUCGCUCCCAGUUGAAGUCAGCUGAAGAGUUUGUCAUUGAUCUCAGUAGGACCAAGCAUUGGCCCUCUUUAUCUGACAAAGAUAUGGGGUGAAAAUUCCCAACACCUUGUCCCAGCUGAGUUGUGUAUACUGUUGCAAUAGAAGAUGUUUUCAUUUAGAUGGUGUAGGGAAACCAGAAAUGCUCAGGCACAGCUGAAUUUCUAAAUAGCAUAAAGAGAAAGGAUUGAGUGAGUUUCUGUCUCGGAAAUGUAUGCGUGAUGUUGUCUCAGUGUUUCCCAGCUAGGUAAUUCUGUGGAGCUUGUUACAGAGUCCUAUGGGGAAUAUUCCCACUAACAGGGACUGAAUUUACAAAAGGUGCUUGCAGAAAAGAAUAAGUUGGGUUUUUUCUUUUCCUUCUGUGGCUGCACCUUGAUAAUGUGUUGACUAAAAUGAACAUAUUGCUUUCACAGCCUUUUACUUUCAAUAUCCAAAUAAGAUAUUACAUGUAAUAUCGUGUUCACUGCCCUCAUGAUAAAGGAUGCUUUUUCGGUGAUUACAUAUGGUGAAAGAAAUCAAGCCUCUUUUAUGUUACUCUCCUGGUUUUUUUAUAACAUCUCCUUGAUUUAUACUGUUUGUUUUAUAAUUAAGCAAUAUGAUGGAUAUAUAUUAGUGCUUUUUUCGUAUAUUGCACUGUACAUUGGAAAGUAACAGACAUACAACAGGGAAAUACUUUCAAAACUAAAAUUAUUUCUUUUAUAUUGGGCCUAAUUCUGAUCUCAGUUAUUCCAGUAUCUAUCUAGAAUAAUUUCACAGAAGGAAGUGGAUUUCAUUCAGAUUUAGAGAUACUGCUGAGAAAGAAUUUGCCCUAUGAUAGACUUCGAAAACAUAGUAUUAAUCCAAAAGAUAAUAAAGUUGUGUAAAGGAAUGUGGCGGUUUCCUCCUGUUAUGGUUGAUGCUCAGGUUUCUCUAAAGAAGUUAAAAGGUUACAGUUCAGAUGUUUUUAAAAGAAAUAACUAUAGUUUCAUCUGUUAGCUCAAAGCAAUUAACAUCUGUUUACAUUUUCUGUUGAAAUUUAAUCGAAAGGAAUUUUUAAAAUUCUAUGCAGGACUGUUCAAAAAGUGAAAGGCUUAUGAAAAGUUCAUUACAUAUACUUUCAAAAUGUUUUCCUAGAGGUUAAAAAUUAUGCUUGUAAGUGAUUAAACUGUGUAGAUAACUAAUGAGACGUGUGGGGGUUUAUUUCUUGUAGAUGAAAACAUGCAGCUGUAUUAAAAAUUUUAAUACAGUUUUACUAAAAUUCCUGCAGGUAAAUGGGUAUAGAUAAAGUGGAAACUUCAGUUUGCUUGACAUACAAAAGGAAAAACACGUACAAAAAAUCAAAUAUGCUGUUAGAUGCUGAGUUUAUGUCAAUAAACAUAUUGCAUCAGCUGUCACUGAA
Messenger RNA from Pezoporus flaviventris, 28456 nucleotides. It is a transcript of the gene OBSCN, whose product is annotated as obscurin, cytoskeletal calmodulin and titin-interacting RhoGEF. Lineage: Eukaryota; Metazoa; Chordata; Aves; Psittaciformes; Psittacidae. The record is from RefSeq and is a predicted model, not a curated record. Gene Ontology annotation, molecular function: guanyl-nucleotide exchange factor activity; protein binding. The transcript has 98 exons. Bases 240 to 25580 code for a protein of 8446 amino acids.